AUGGAGGAGGACCCGGGCGAGCGGACGCCGGCCCUUGGCGGCUCCGGUGGGCCUGCCGUUAGGGCCCAUUCCUCCUCACCCAGACGGGUGCCACUCUUCGAACGGGCUUCUGCCCGCUGGUGGAAUCCACAGUUUCGUUCGCCAUCGCUCGAAGCACAAUAUUGGAAAUGCUCGUUUCCACAGCUCAGGGAUCGCUUCCGCUCUGGCCUUGUGUACAUCUCAUUUGUAUGCGUUGCAUGGACAAUUUAUCUGGCAAUUUUCGACAAGGCGGGCUUUCAGCACUGGCUCACAGCUGCCGCUUUGAUCAUGGUGUGUCUGGCAAUGCUCUCUUUUACGCUCUGUUCAUCUCAGUAUCAGCGAUUCUACAUGCCGACGUCAUUUCUCUGUACUUUUCUCAUCUGUCUAGUCACUCUACUAAUAUUCUCGUCCGAUUCCAAGUCAGCGUUUAUGACGCCUGUUGCCAGUCUCGCCACAAGUUUCCAGGUAGUUUCGCCAAUUGACUACAACUUUAGUUUGCCCUCUUCCUGA
Messenger RNA from Cooperia oncophora, 528 nucleotides. The record is from the annotation of a GenBank genome assembly. Lineage: Eukaryota; Metazoa; Nematoda; Chromadorea; Rhabditida; Trichostrongylidae.